AUGGCAAAGAAAAAGCGGUUCAGGAAUCCACUUAAAUCAAUUAGGGAGAGCUCCUCACAUGCUCCCGAACCUUCUGUACCAGAACCUACAAUACCAGAUCCAUCAAUACCAGAACCUACAGAAGCAGAGACUCAACCUUCUAAAGUUGAUCAAGAUUCCACCCACAAAUGGCCUGUAAAGGCUAUAGAUGAAGAACACAAUAUAAUUAAGACACUUAAGUUGAGGGCUAAGGAAAUUCAUGAUGUGCCUGAUGGACUGCGUAUCAUUGUAGAUUUUGAUGAGCACUAUAGACCUGUUGGAAAUGCAGCUGGCUUGCUUGCUAGCGUUUGUGGAAUUGUAGCAACUAAUAGCACUCUCUUUCCUAUAUGUUAUGAAAAGUGGCCAGCGUUGCCUGAAAGUUACUUUAAAGAACAAUGGAGAUCACUCUUCAAUCUUCGAUUCUAUUUCAAAGUCCAUGAGGAUUAUGUCAAGAGAUAUUUGAUGCAAUCCAUUAACAGAAAAUGGAGAGAGCAUAGGAUUAAGCUUUGGGAUGAAUUUAAUGAUCCGGCUUUGAGCAAAACUGAAAUUAUCAACAACGUUCCAGAAGGUGUUAGUUUGGACCAUUGGGCAUUAUUUGUUGAAUAUCGCUUCAAACCUGAGACACAGGAACAAUGUAAAAGGAACAAGGAAAAUAAGGCAAAGCAAUUGAUUCCACAUACUUGUGGUGCCAAGAGUGUGGCAAGGAGAAGGCACGAAUUGCAAUUGGAGACCGGUAAAAGUGUUGGUCGGGGCCCAAUGUGGAAUUUGAUUCACAAGAGAAAAGAUGGGAGAUAUGUGAAUGACAAAGCAAAGGAGAUAGGGUAUCAUGGACCAGAGCAUUCCGGUCGUGUUCGAGGACUAGGCUUAGGAGCGGUUCCUACGGUUGCAUUUAAGCAUACAACCACACGACUUAGUGGUAUGAACUUCGGUUCCUCCGAUGCUGGUUCUUCAUCCACAUAUUUAGAGAAAAAGGUGGAAAAUAUUCAGUCUCAAAUGCAAGCACUAAUGGCUUUUGUUUGCUCAAAUCAAGGAGGAAAUGUCCCCCAAGAGUUAUCUGCCUUCUUUACAAAUUCAACACAACAGGCACCAGAUGGAGAUGGAGGUAGCGGGAUGCCAAAUGGAAGCAACCCAAAUUCCAAUUUAGAGGAUGCUUAG
Molecule: messenger RNA, 1173 nt
Organism: Lotus japonicus
Lineage: Eukaryota; Viridiplantae; Streptophyta; Magnoliopsida; Fabales; Fabaceae
Exons: 7
Coding region: 1-1173 (390 amino acids)
Source: RefSeq, a predicted model, not a curated record